Molecule: messenger RNA, 1308 nt
Organism: Cantharellus anzutake
Lineage: Eukaryota; Fungi; Basidiomycota; Agaricomycetes; Cantharellales; Hydnaceae
Exons: 2
Coding region: 1-1308 (435 amino acids)
Source: RefSeq, a predicted model, not a curated record
AUGAACUUGCCUGCGGACCAUGCAAUGGAUGUGAUUAAUUGCAUGUCAACAAUCUUGACCUCCCGGGACUUUGGUAAUAAAUUAAGAGAAAUUCACAUCCGGAUUCUCAAUCCUGCACCUGAGCUUGGCAGCACAGCGAUUGUGAGAAACUGGAUCCUUACAAGUGCUCAAGCGAUUUACACAGAAGAGAUACAAGUACUUAUGGAAAAAGAGAGCAGGCUUUGCAUGAAUGCCACCCACCUUCACCCAACACAACUUGAAGAUGGAAGAAUCAGCAUGCUGAAGCCACUAUUCGAAUCUAAGGCACCAGCAGUGUGGGCCCUGAUCACCCAUUUACUUACUGUGGAAAGCAAGACAUGGGCAAGGCGCUGGGCGAAGCUGGCACCUCCAAGUGCUGAGAUGGGCAGUGGGAGAGAUGGGGGUGAUGAUGGGGAUCAUGUUAGUGCUGGAAAGCAGUUGAAGGGGAACUACAAUUACCCAGAGAGAAAUUAUGCUCUGCUCCAAAUUAAAGGUGUUGUAAUCAUGUCAAUUAUCCUGAAUAAUUACAAUAGCCAUUGCAAUGCUUUGCAAGUAAAAAACUCCUUCUAUUUGGCUGCCUCGAAUGCAUCGAAAUCGGUUCGUGCAUGGGCUGCACACUGCGGACUCGUGGUCUCCCUUUCAACCAGUGAGAGCCUUUGGACAUCACUGAUAAUCAAUCAGAAGGUCUUGAACAAAAGUCUUGGACCCACCUGUGUUACCAACAUUGCAUACGACAACUGUGACUUCAAGUUCAGCAUCGGCCAGUCAACAGACCUCAAAGAUUGGACAUUCAAAAGCAUCACAAUGGGCCUGUUUUUUGCGCCACCAAAGGAAGUGCUCCCUCAGCACUUAGAAUAUGCCCAAUGGUUAUGGGAUACUCACCCAAAUAAUCCCAAUGCCAUAAACGCCCCACCCACAAUCAGCCCCAUCGACGCUAUACUGAAGAGUGAAGCUUCAUUCAAGUUGGUGGAGCAUUUUCAGUGGCACAUUGCAUCAGUAUUAAUUGAACAGCACUUCCCAGAAAUGCGAUCACAUCUUAUCGACCUGCCAUCAACCUUCAGUUUGCCACCACAUAAAACGGAGUUCUCAACAGCAGAAGCUGUGUAUGCAAAAGCAUCUACCAUUGAUGGGAAUAUCGAGGCAAUAACAUCGCUUCUUGAUCAGAGUGGUAUUGUGAAGGAAGGAGUUUUUGAGAAAUAUGUCAUCCUUAUUCAUGGGGAUCUUGGGACGAUGGAGAAGAUUGACAGGAUCUUGAGCUUGCAGUGGAUUGAGGAAAAUGUGUUCAAAUGA